AUGAAUAACGGCACAAGGCGAGCUUUAACAGGCUCAAUACAUAAAAUAAGAGAAUUCGAACUUGAAAAAGUCAGUCUUGUGGAGGAAUUCGACAUAUUACAAAUCGUCGGAGAAGGAUGGUUCGGAAAAAUUCUUUUAGUAGAACACAGAGCUUCAGACACAGAAAUAGUGCUCAAAGCGCUCCCAAAACCCUACGUGUCUAUUAGAGAUUUUUAUAGGGAAUUCCAUUAUAGUCUACAUUUAAGCGCACAUAGGAAUAUCGUUACAACAUUCGAUGUUGCAUUCGAAACUGCAGGUUUCUAUGUGUUCUGCCAGGAGUACGCUCCGUUGGGUGACCUAACAUCGAACAUGUUAGACACGGGUAUAGGUGAAAUUCAUACAAAGAGAGUAGCUAAACAGCUAUCAUCUGCUCUGGAUCACCUCCAUCAACGAGACUUGGUGCACCGCGACGUAAAACUGGAUAACAUUUUGAUAUUCAAAUCGGACUUCUCUAAAAUCAAACUGUGUGACUUCGGUGAAACUAGAAAAGCUCAAUCCGCUGUUAGGAGAAGAAACGAAUGGUUGCCGUAUUCACCACCGGAAGUUUUGAAAUUAUGCGUGGAUACUACAUAUAAGGCACUAAUCGCACAUGAUAUUUGGCAAUUCGGAAUAGUUAUUUUUAUUUGCCUGACCGGUUGUUUGCCUUGGCAAAAAGCCGCCUUCGACGAUCCUAGAUACACAAGUUAUUAUGGUUGGUACAACAGCUCAAAUCCUCUUAGGAAACAACCCAAGCUCUGGAAAAUGGUGUCUUCGCGAGCGCAGAAAAUGUUUAAAAAGUUUGUAGAGCCCAGACAGGAGAAGAGAGCCACCAAUUUCAAUGAACUUUCCCGAUUUUUAGAUGACAGAUGGAUGGCCAAGGGAUACACUGAUAGAGUCGCGGGAGGCGACAUAGACGAGCUUUGUCCAUCCAUGUACAGUUUCCAUAGCGACCCCAAUGAGAAGAAUAUUUUACUGAAACAUUUCCGAGAAAAUGGUAUAGAAACAACAGUAGAUCGUCAAGUCAAAAAGCAAAGAAUUCGUGAAUGGAUACAGAAUAGCGUUAUCGAAGAAGUCAAUGAAGAGGAGGAGAGCAUCUACGAGCCUAGCGUAUAUGACGACAGUGAUGCAGAACUAGAAGACAGAUCAAGACCUCAUCCAAUAGAUGAAACACAUAGAGUGACACUACGGUAUGACACAGAGAAACAUAUCAACCCAAGAACUGGGGAAGUUAUAGAUGGAGUUAAACAUCCACCUGCAGAUAAAAACCCACUUUCCUAUGACGUACAAAAUAUAGAGCCUGUAGCACCCGGUAAUAUCGUCAGAAAGUAUGGGGUAAAAGAGGAAGCUUCAUCCCACAGCUCCACAAAAGAUAGCGCAUACGGAUCAAUGGAAGUAAAAGUCAACACGUCUUCGAGAACAACAUACAAAACUGACAAUAAACAAUUGCUAACUUUGGAUCCCGUUCGGAAUAGUCCCAGCAGAUCUUUGAGCGGGUCGUCGAUGCAGCAAAAUAGAUCGCCUCUGAUCUCCCAUGCACAAAGAAUACAGAGAAGUGAAGAAGUAUUUUCUAAAGAACUGGAGAACAGCAUGAAAGGAAGUACAUCCACACUUCAUUCUUUGGCAGCCUCAUCUCGAUCAAACAGUUUACAAGUGACCCAGAACAGUUCAUUAGAUAGCUCUUCAAAUUUAAAUCUCGAGGCUUCUGUGCAAAGUGAUAACGGAGUUUCGAUGAGACCAAUACAUCCGGCUAUGACUCAGAAUGGAUUCAGCCCCGGCCCCAAGCAAAGGGAACGGUCAUCGGCUUACACAUCCAUGAAAAGCACUGUUUAUGAUAGAGUAAACACUCGUAGAGAAGCAUCUAGCUCUAAUGAAUACCAAAACAAUCAAGUGCUUGAAAGUCCCUACACGUCAAUGAUGAAUAUUGUUCAAGGUCAAAUAAAAAUAGCUCCACAUGGAAAUGAAAUCAACAGAAACACUGUGAAUGUGUCGGUAACUCCUGUAUCUCAGAAUAAGAGAAUGUAA
This is a messenger RNA of Chilo suppressalis (striped riceborer), 2040 nucleotides long. NCBI's taxonomy places the organism in Eukaryota, Metazoa, Arthropoda, Insecta, Lepidoptera, Crambidae. The record is from the annotation of a GenBank genome assembly.